Myripristis murdjan (pinecone soldierfish) is the source of this 3538-nucleotide messenger RNA. RefSeq names its product immunoglobulin superfamily member 3-like. The transcript has 10 exons. The record is from RefSeq and is a predicted model, not a curated record. Bases 118 to 3522 code for a protein of 1134 amino acids. Gene Ontology annotation, cellular component: membrane. Lineage: Eukaryota; Metazoa; Chordata; Actinopteri; Holocentriformes; Holocentridae.
GACAGAUUUCACACACUCACACACACACUCACACACAGAGAUAGAUAGCCAGAUGGACCUGAGCAUAGCACCAAGUGUUAUAGUAUGAGUGCUGUGUAUUAGUUUAACAGGUUCAGGAUGAGGUGUUUCCUGCAAUCCCUUUGGAGGGCCAGUGUGCUGUUCUGUCUGGGUCUACUUGUGAUUCACUGUGGAGAGGCCAGAGUGCUGACUGAAGUGCCGCCUGGCCCUCUGUAUCGUGUGGUAGACUCCGAACUGUCCAUCUCCUGCAAUGUGAGUGGCUUCCGCAACAACAAUACUAAGAAAGAAUUUGAAUUCCGUAUGUACAGGCCCGCCAAUCCCAAUUCUGAGAUCAACAUCAUCAGCAGCAGAGAGAAAGACUUCAGCUAUGCCAUCUUUGACCAGCGCGUGAGAAAUAAGGAAGUCACUCUGGAGUAUGUGUCGCCAAACUCAGUCUUCUUUAAGAUAAAACAUCUACAGAAGGGUGACGAGGGGGAAUAUGAGUGCUUUGCAAUUAAUAUAGAAAGUGGUUAUGAUGGAAUCUACGCUGCAAAGAUCACAGUUAAAGUGAUCGACAACUCCUUAAUCGUUUCAUCACCCAUGCCUCCCUCUGUGAGCCAUAAUGAAGGCGACACCCUGACUCUUACAUGCCAAGCCUCCAGCAACACUGUUCAGCACACCCAUCUGUCUGUUACCUGGUACCUCCAUAAAGAUGGGGAGGACCUGGCGCACCCCAUCAUCUCUCUGGAUAGGGAUUUCACGCUGAGUCCAGGGCAGGGGUUUGAGGGGCGCUACCAGUCUGGACUUAUUCAAUUAGACAAGGUGGGCGAGGCCACGUACAGGCUAACGAUGGCUCAGCUGGAGCCAUCAGACCAGGGCAAGAUCCACUGCCAGGCUGAGGAAUGGAUCCAAGAUCCUGACCGCUCCUGGUACUCCAUCGCACAAAAGGAUGCGGAGGCAACCACGCUGACUGUCAAAGCCAAAGAAGUGGUGUCAGACAAGAGCUCUCUGGUGGUAACCAUAUCAGCACAGCAGACGGGGCUGCAGGAGGGGCAGGAGUUGUCUUUGUCCUGCAGUGUGGACGCUCAGGACAUCGCAGAACGGUUCUUCUCUGUAGCCUGGCUCCGGGAAGGUGUGGAGCUGGCACGCAUCGGCCCCACAGGGGUUCUGUCUGUGGGGCCACUGUACAGUGGCCGAGAAAAAAAAGGUGAGCUGAGGGCAAGCCGGAUCAGAAACCAAGAUCACCAGCUCAUUUUGCAGCCUGUCGGGACCAGUGACCAGGGAGAAUACAUGUGCAGAGCAUGGCCUGAGGACAGAGAUGCAGAUGGGAGGUUCACACAGGGAGCAGCCAAGGACUCCAAUUCUCUUUCAGUCACUAUCUCAGCCGCAGAAAGUGGGCUCUCAGUUGAAAUGGAGAAGAAGAACGUGAGAGUUAAUGAAGGUGACAGGCUGCAGCUCACCUGUAAGGUGCGUGGGGUCAAGAGUCAGCUCUCCGUCACGUGGCAACACAAAUCCACACCAGCGGGCAUCAGCAAUGUCAUCGCUCUCACUCAGGAGGGGGUUAUGGUUGUUGGACCAAAUUUUGCAGAGCGCAAAGUUGUUGCAAUGCGUCCAGCAACUGACACCUUCACCCUGGAGCUGAAUGAGCUCACACCGUCUGACUCUGGUUCCUACCAGUGCACGGUGACUGAGGGGACCACAAGCAACAGCCAAUCAGAUUCUGGCAACGUGUCAGUCACUGCUGUUGAGUCCCUUUUAAAGGUGCGUCUAACAAAUCGCAACCCUGUAGUGACUGUGGGAGAUGAGGUGGAGCUGGUGUGUCGGCUCAACGGGCCACGCCUGCCAGUGACGCUGAGGUGGAGUGUUAAGCGUGGUGACUCGUCUCCAGAUACCAUCUUGACACUGGCUCCUAAUGGUGACAUCGACUGGUCAGGGGACCAGAGCCGCUACCAGCUGAAGUCGGAGAACUUUGGAGAUGAAGUCCAACAGACUCUGCUCAUCACUGGUGCAAGCCACAGGGAGGCAGCACUCUACCGGUGUGAGGUGUCUGUCUUCUUAGAGAACAGACACAAGAGGAUUCCUCCAUCCAACCUGCUGGCCCUGAUGGUGAAAAAUCCAGUGAGCAAACUUGCUCUGGCCUCCACCCCGACUGUGAAAGGAGACAUUAACACCGACAUAGAAAUAACAUGCUCAGUUACCAAGCCAACCUCUACCACCUCUCGCUUUGCUGUCACCUGGUUGGUCCAACAACAGGCCAAGACCAUGACCAUUUUAACAUCUGACCGUGAUGGUGUGGUAACAUUUGGACCCCAGGUAGAGUCAAGCCAAGGCCAGCGAAUCAGCAUGAUGCGCAGUGAGGGCCCUAGCUUUGACUUGACUAUCCGGCAGGCUCGGAUCGGGGAUAGCGGGUUGUAUUUUUGCAGGGUGGUGGAGUGGCUACAGGAUCCUCGAGGUCAAUGGUAUGAGCUUCCGCCAGUCAACAAAACCACAGAACUUAACCUCACUGAGCCACUCAAUGACUUGAGUAUGGAUAAGACAGAGCAAGAGGUGACAGCCAAGGAGGGAGCUGAGGUGGACCUCAUGUGUUCCCUUACCUCAGGUGCAUUCAGCCCUUCUUUUCUCUACACGCUCACUUGGCUCUACACAGCAUCUGAUCGCUCUGUCAUGAAGGUCCCCCUGGUGAAGCUUGAUCACACCGGUCUACUGAAAUACCCAACAAACAAGCAACUUUUGGGCCUGCAGAGGAGGAUUCGUCUCUCCAGGCCCACUCCCAGCAGUUUCCAUUUAGGAAUUCAACCGGCCCAUGAGGGGGACAGUGGAACCUACCAGUGUCAAGUGGAACAGUACCAGCUGGAUCCCCAGGGUCACUGGCAGCAGAAGGCCUCAGACGAUUCUGGGCCAAUCACCCUCAGUGUAAAUACUACAGUGAGUCACCUGUCUGUUGAAAAAGAAGAUAUGAACCUGAACGUGACUGGAUCCCAGGACUUCUCCAUCCCCUGUCACAUCACUGCACAACCAAGCCAGUCAUCCGCCAUCCAGGUCACAUGGUUUUGGCAGAAGGAGACAGACACUGAACAACUACCCAUCUUCACGGUCUACAGAAACUCCACCCUGGAAGACAGGAGUGGGAGAGGAAACCGGCUCAGAUUUGACCACCCCGUCCCCAACCACUUCAACCUCACAGUCCUCAAGUCAAUUCCUGGAGAUAGUGGCCUGUAUUUCUGUGAGGCGGAGGAGUGGCUCUUAUCUCUGUCCCAGGGCUGGAGGAAGGUGGCAGUGGACAAGUCAGGGAAUUUGUCUGUCAGUGUCCAUACAGAAGCAGGGGAUCAUGACGCAGUCUCCUCUCCAGGAUGUUCCUCGAGCAUCGCACUAGGUGUUCCUAUAGCUGUUAUCGUCUGUUUAGUGAUAGCUGUCAUCUUUCUGGGGCUGAAGAUAUGCAGGGGCCAGACUUCAGGAGCAAAGAAGCCAAACGACUCUCUGUGGGCAGAGAAGCAUCCCCUGGAGCCCAAACCCAGUCCAGAGUAGGAGAAGAGGAGAGGAG